CCACACCCAAGCACGCGAGAGAGACGAGCCCGAACCCAACCGCAAGGGGGAGCACGGAAGAGAGCCAGCCAGACAGACGGAGUGAGCCGUCCCAACUACCGACGGGCAUGAGGGCCACCGAGAUGUUGACCGCCGCGGCGGGGGGUGCCGCCGGGACGACGCCGUCCACGGCCUCGGUGGCCGGCCUGGCCGGGGCUAGCGUGGGCGUCCCCGCCGCGGGCGCCGGCGGGAACUUCCCCCUCGGCGCCGCCCUCCUCGCCUUCGCCUUCGCCAACUUCGUCAACGUCCUCUCCAUCUGGUUAAAGGAGAAGAAAUGGGAUGCAAGGAAGUUUCUUAUUUCUUCUGGAAUUAUUUCAUCUCUCUCUGCGGCGGUGGCAAGUUUGGCUGUGGCGGUUGGUCAACAAGAAGGCGGGGAUAGCUCUGUUUUCGCCCUUGCAUUGGUUUUUGCUGCCGUUGUAAUGUAUGAUGCAUCUGGAGUUAGGUUUCACACCGGCCGGCAAGCUGCGUUGCUAAAUCAAAUAGUUUCUGAUUUAUCACCGGAACAUCCAAUUAUCUCUACAUUUAGGCCGCUUCGGGAACCUCUUGGACACAGUCCAUUUCAGGUUUUUGCCGGAGCGCUUGUUGGUUGUACAGUAGCGUAUUUAAUGGGGAAAUCUGUAUGAGAAAUACUAGUUGGCAAUUUGCCUUAUACUCAGAUUAUACUACUACUACUUAUAUAAAGGAACCUUUUUUGUGUGUAAA
Messenger RNA from Hordeum vulgare subsp. vulgare (domesticated barley), 741 nucleotides. RefSeq lists its product as uncharacterized. The record is from RefSeq and is a predicted model, not a curated record. Bases 108 to 662 code for a protein of 184 amino acids. NCBI's taxonomy places the organism in Eukaryota, Viridiplantae, Streptophyta, Magnoliopsida, Poales, Poaceae. The transcript has 5 exons.